Heterostelium album PN500 is the source of this 1800-nucleotide messenger RNA. It is a transcript of the gene anapc7, whose product is annotated as anaphase promoting complex subunit 7. The transcript has 6 exons. The record is from RefSeq and is a predicted model, not a curated record. Gene Ontology annotation, biological process: cell division. NCBI's taxonomy places the organism in Eukaryota, Evosea, Eumycetozoa, Acytosteliales, Acytosteliaceae. Gene Ontology annotation, molecular function: protein binding. The coding region runs from base 1 to 1800 and encodes 599 amino acids.
AUGUUACCUCCGAUUAGUGUAGAUCUUAUGAUAUCUAAUAUGAAGAUGCUAUUAGAUGCAAAACAAUAUUCUUCUGCAGAGUUACUAGGAAAUUUCAUUAUAUCACUUCCAUCUCUAUGUAAAUCAAAUAAUAAUAUUAGUAGUGUUACAGCUCAUUAUACAUCGUUGAUUAUGUUUGCAGAUGCUGUCUCUGCUCAACAACAAUAUGCAAGAGCGACCAAGUACUACAAGGCAUCGUUGGAGCUCAUUAAUAAAGCAAUGACAAUGUCAUCUGGACAUACUUCAUUGUUCAACAGUCAGUCUAACAAGCAGCAAUCAAACCAAAACAAUGCCAAUACUGUAUUGUUAAAACAACAGGAAUAUGACAUUCGAUAUAAAAUGGCAAUAUGUCAAAUCAAUCUAAAAAAAAUCAAUUUGGCAGUCAGUUAUGUACGUAUUUUUAAUAUUGUGACCUUCACAGGUGACACACAAUUGUCUCACAGAUUGUUGGAAUCUAUACCAGCCUCCAAUAGAAAUUUAGCAGUUCAUUUAACAUUGGCAAGAUUAUACAGGGAUUCUGGAAAUGUAAUGAGAGAUAAAACCAAAGAUGCGAUAUCAUGCUUCAAAGAAGCACUUAGGUUGUGUCCUCUUUGUAUAGAGGCAUACAAUGCAUUGAAGGAGCUGGGCGAGGAACCAGAGGUAUUGCUACAUCAGCUUCUAAGUAAACAAUCAACUGUCAAUGCCAAUAUAGAUUCAACUUGGAUACCUGCAUUGGCUCAAUCACAAAUCGAAUUGAAACGUAAUCAACCUCAAAAAUCAUUAUAUCUAUUAAAGAGAUUGGAAUCUAGAUUCCACGGAAAUCUUUAUUUAUUGGAAAAGUUGGCUAUUUCCUAUUUGAACAAUGAUGAACCAUCCAUUAUCAACACAAUGAAUACUUUUCACAAGUUGAGAACAAUCGAUUCGUUUUAUGUUGGAUCAAUGGAUAUAUAUUGCUCUUUAUUAAAGAGAAGACAAUUACAAUUAGAGUUGAACAAGGUAUGUUCAGAUUUAGUUAAUAAUAAUCCAAAUUGUGUAGAAAGUUGGACAUCUGUUGCACUCUACCAUUCACUUAAGGAAAAUAAUGAAAAGGCACUGGAGAAUGUCGACCGUGCUUUGAGUAUCCGCGAGAGUCAUGCCUAUGCACAUGCACUGAAAGGUGAUAUCUUCAUGUCGUUGGAGGAACCAAAGGAAGCGUUACCAUCACUUGAACGAGCAUUUGCACUGUCCAAGACAAUCUUUAAUGCACGUGAGCUUGUACGUUGCCAUCUCUUCUUGAAUCAGCUCAGUGAGGCAUUGAACGUGGCACGUACCAUUCACAGAAUGAGUCCAGACUACUCGAAAUCCAAGGCUUUAGUUGGUAUGGUACUAGCGAAUCAGCCAGAGGAACGAGACAAGGCAAGAACCAUAUUGAAUGAAGCGCUCACCAUCUCGCCAUAUUGUAUCGAUUCCGUUUUAACAAUGAGUAAAUUGAAUCUAGUCGAAGGAAAGACACAAGAUGCUAUAGAUUUAUUACAAAAACAAUUAGAUUAUCAAGAAACAGAUUUGAUGCAUACAGAGAUGGCAACUAUAUAUAUGAGUAAAGAGAUGUACGAUGAUGCUAUGAAACAUUUGAAUGCAGCACUAGAGAUUAAUCCACAAUAUGAAGCUGCAAGAAACGGUUUGCAUAGAUUGGAUUUAAUUCUCAAAGGAUUCGACCCAGAUCAAAUGGAAGAUGGUGUAGAUGAAGAAGAUAUGGAGUUAAGAGAUGAAGAUGAAGAAGAAAUAGAAGAUCUCGAAGAAUAG